Messenger RNA from Erigeron canadensis, 1743 nucleotides. RefSeq names its product protein NUCLEAR FUSION DEFECTIVE 4-like. Lineage: Eukaryota; Viridiplantae; Streptophyta; Magnoliopsida; Asterales; Asteraceae. The transcript has a single exon. The record is from RefSeq and is a predicted model, not a curated record. The coding region runs from base 1 to 1743 and encodes 580 amino acids. Gene Ontology annotation, cellular component: membrane.
AUGAAUGUCCCACCGGUUAUAUCCAAAGGUAACACGAAUGGUGGUGGUAGAGGACAUCGGACAUGCCAGCUAGCAGUCCGCGUCCUCCAAGGGCGUUGGUUCUCCCUUUUCGCCUCAUUUAUAGUCAUGGCUGGUGCCGGUGCAACUUAUCUCUUUGGGAUAUACUCCAAAGACAUCAAAACCACCCUUCACUAUGACCAAACCACCCUCAACCUUAUUGGCUUUUUCAAAGACUUAGGUGCCAAUAUUGGUGUCAUUUCAGGCCUCAUUGCAGAAAUAGCCCCAACAUGGUGUCUCCUUCUCAUCGGUGCAACGGUAAACUUCACGGGUUACUUCAUGAUAUGGCUUGCUAUCACCCAUCGUAUCCAUGAACCACGAGUAUGGCACAUCUGUAUGUAUAUGUGUAUCGCGGCCAAUGCUCAAAACUUUGAAAACACAGGUGUUCUUGUGACAACCAUUAGAAAUUUCCCGAAAAAUAGAGGGGCUUUAUUGGGCUUGUUGAAAGGGUUCACUGGGUUAAGUGGUGCCAUUAUGGCCCAAAUAUAUUUUGCCGUGUAUGGUGAUGAUUCAAAGGCUCUUAUUCUUCUUAUAGCUUGGCUUCCAGCGGCUAUUUCGGUUGUUUUUGUAUAUACUAUCAGGGAGAUAGAUGGUGUGAAAGAAAAGGAAACUAAUGAGCUAAAGGUUUUUUAUCAUUUCUUGUUUGUGUCCAUUGUUCUAGCUUUGUUCAUCAUGGCUAUGACCAUAGCUCAAAAGAUGGUACCUUUUUCACGGGCUGGUUACGCGGCUAGCUCUUCGGUCGUGUGUGUUCUCCUCCUUGCACCUCUCUUUAUAUCAAUCAAACAAGAACUAACCAUUUUGAAGAAAACUAACCAAGAAGAGAUUGAAGUUUGUGAAGUCAAAGUAGAGAACUUGGAACUUGCUCAAGAACCAUCAAUGAAUACUUUCACAGCACAACCAAAACAAAAACCAAAAUCUUCUUGUUUUAGAAACAUUUUCUUGAAUAAACCCGAAAGAGGUGAAAACUAUUCAAUUCUACAAGCGUUGUUAAGUACGGAUAUGUUGAUUCUCUACAUAACAACAUUUUGUGGGCUUGGAACGAGCUUCACAGCGGUCGACAACCUAGGACAAAUCGGGGAAUCGCUAGGGUACCCUAGAAAAUCAGUAAGUACAUUCGUGUCACUUCUAAGUAUUUGGAACUUUUUCGGAAGGAUCUCUUCAGGGUUUGUCUCGGAACAUCUAUUAGCUAAAUUUAAAUUCCCUAGACCUCUUAUGAUGACACUAGUACUAUUUCUUUCAUGCAUCGGUCACAUGUUGAUUGCAUUUCCAUUUCCGGGGUCUAUUUAUAUCGCGUCUAUAAUCAUUGGGUUCUCAUUUGGUGCACAAUUGCCGUUACUCUUUGCUAUAGUUUCUGAGCUAUUCGGGCUCAAGCAUUUUACCACAUUGUUCAAUUGUGCACAAUUGGGAAUCCCACUUGGCUCGUACAUUUUAAAUGUGAAAAUUACUGGCCCGAUGUACGAUAAGGAAGCCUUAAAAGUAUUGAAACGUAGUGGUUUGGAUCGAUUGGUCGCAACGGAGUUGGUGUGUAUCGGUAAACAAUGUUAUAGGCGAUCAUUUAUGGUGUUGGCUGGUGUUUGUUGCUUUGGAGCUUUGGCUACACUUGUGUUGGUGGCUAGAACAAGAGAGUUUUACAAAGGUGAUAUUUAUAGCAAGUUCAAAGAGCAAAGAGAGUUGGAAAAGUCUUAA